Messenger RNA from Formica exsecta, 1610 nucleotides. Its product is annotated as polymerase delta-interacting protein 3-like. The coding region runs from base 100 to 1362 and encodes 420 amino acids. Gene Ontology annotation, cellular component: nucleus. Gene Ontology annotation, biological process: mRNA export from nucleus. The transcript has 7 exons. Gene Ontology annotation, molecular function: mRNA binding. NCBI's taxonomy places the organism in Eukaryota, Metazoa, Arthropoda, Insecta, Hymenoptera, Formicidae. The record is from RefSeq and is a predicted model, not a curated record.
AAGUCAUCCUAGUAACCGUAACCUGAAAUUGCAGCUCUUCAAUUCGGUAGAUUCGAUUGUGUCAGAUUGUGUGUAUCUGCGUAAUCGAAUUUUUACGGUAUGGCUGAUAUGGGCCUAAGUUUAGAUGAUAUUAUUAAAAAGUCGAAAUCAUCAGGAAUGAGAGGCAGAGGAGGGAUUCGCAGGGGACUCAAUAGAGGCUCACGCGCGAAUGGUUCUAUGAGAGGACGUGGCUCGCAUGUAGUUACAGAUGCACGAUUUAAAAUAAUACAGAAGAAUCGUGAAAAAUUGACCGAUGCCAGGGACAAGCUUGCGGAGAUAGCAAAGCAGAGCGAUGCUAGGAUCAAGUUGGAUAAGAUUCGAGCGUCUCAGUAUAAAAAGAUGGAUGUGCAGCUUUCCGGGAUUUCGCGAAAGACCGGCCGAAAUGGCAGGCUUUCGUUAUCGACAAACAAGGUGCCGCCUCUGAUGCCGCACGUAUUGCCACCAAAUAUACCGGCUCCCACGAGAGUAGUAGGGUACAGACCACCCUCUCUCUCCGAACCGCAUUAUUUAGGAGAUAUGAGUAUGGAUUAUAAUGAUGAUUAUCUAAUGGAUUCCCCUUCAUUAAGAAGAACUGUGAGUAACGAGUAUGCGCCAGCACCACCACCUCCACCCCCUGUGUUCAAUAUUCCAACUUCUCCUUACUCUUGGGUGAAGCCUACGAGCACUAAUAUGGCUAGAAUUCCAGCUCGAAAAUCUGAUAUAGAAAGGGAACGAGAAAGACAGAGAGAUUAUAAACUCGUUCCACGCUCUUCAAUGACUAAGACUGCUUCGCCACCUUACAAAGAAGACUGGAGUUUUGGAACAAAAUCAAGAACAAUUUUGGCAGAAGAAACCGCAGAUUCCAAGUACUAUGAUUCCAGAAGUCUUCGAGAUGUAGGAGUUAAGUCGCGUCUUGAUUCGUCUGUGAAUAAAUCGAGAAUAAUGGGCGCUUUAUCGCGACCGAAAGCAAGUUCAUCUAGUUCAUCGACGCAAUCAACGGGUUAUCGAAUUGUAGUAUCCAAUUUGCAAGCGAAUGUCACGCAAGAGGAUAUCAAGGAAUUAUUUGAAGAUGUUGGAGAAUUGCUGGUAUCGAGAUUAGUUCGCCCAGGCACGGCGGAAGUAAUUUAUAAGACAUUGAAGGAUGCGACUAAAGCAGUUGAAACUUAUCAUAAUCGGCAAUUAGAUGGCCAUCCGAUGAAAUGCCUUCUUGUUAAUCCACGACCAAAAAAUAAUCCAACUGGACCAGCCGUGCGAUCUCUUACAGAAUCGAGACGCAGUGUCAGCUCGAGUUAUGUACAGCCGAGUUUAGGAGCGGUGCAUCGCGCGUUAUUUGAUGAUUCUUAAUCGAAUAUAUUACUGUAUUAAUGAAUAUAUGAAUGCUUUUGAUAUAAGAAAUAUUAAAAAGGGAAAUGUCGCAUGUAUAUUUAAGACAUCAUCAACGCAGGAUAAUCUUAGGGAAAUGAAAUAGAGAGAAAACAGUAUGCAGAUCUCACCUGCACGUUAAAUUUGCGCGCUUAUACGUGCGCGAAUCCGAUUCCCAUCUGCGAUUGUAUCGAUAAAAUAAACUUGUACCACUCAUUAUCUUCAAUCUA